CACAAAGGGUGUUUCAUAUUUGUAAGCAGUUUAAGAAAGGUAUAAAAGAUGCCUCUACCCCUAGCCUCUCCAUCCACAUCUCCUGGUUUAGUCUCCUUCGUGAACAGGACUCAGAGCCAACACCAGAAGGAUGUCUCACUACAGUGAGUCCUGCCGACCCUGCGAGGUGACCUGCCCUCAUCCCAUUGCCGAGAGCUACAAUGAGCCCUGUGUGCAGCAAUGUCCCGACUCCAGAGCAGUGAUCUUCCCCCCACCAGCUGUGGUGACACUGCCGGGCCCCAUACUCAGCUCUUUUCCUCAGGAGAGCGUUGUGGGAUCAUCAGGUCCUGCCCUGUUGGGGAGGUCCUUUAGUUCCCAAAGCUCCAGGGGCUAUGGGGGCUCCCUGGGUUUGGGGAGCUAUGGAGGCUCCUUGGGCUAUGGAGGCUCCCGAGGCUAUGGGGGCUCCCUGGGUUUGGGGGGCUAUGGAGGCUCCCUGGGCUUGAGGGGUUCUGGAGGUUCCCGGGGCUAUGGGAGCUCCUUUGGUUUGGGGGGCUACGGUAGCUCCCUGGGCUAUGGGGGCUUCCAUGGCUGUGGGGGCUCCUCUGGGAUGGGGGGCUAUGGGGGCUCCUUUGGCUUGGGAGGCUAUGGAGGCUCACUUGGGCAUGGCCAUUCCCUAGGUUAUGGAGGUGACUUGGGCUAUGGGGGCUCCCUGGGCUAUGGGGGUCAAUACGGGUCCAGUGGCUUUGGCAGCUGUGGGAGGUCCUACAGCUCUGGCUUCUCCUCCUGUGGCACUGGCAUUACCUCCCAGAGGUGGGGCAGGUCCCGCCGUGGGAGCUGCGGGGCUUUCUGAAGUCCACAGGAUGGAGCCCAGAACCAGCAAUAACCCUGCAGCAAGGAUCAUGGCACCAGGAUGUGGAGCAAGAGGCAUGGGGCCCAGCAGCCUGCAUCAGCUGCCCUGGCAUGGGGCUUGAGGGGGCUGUGUGCACCCAGCAGCCCACUGCCCUGUGCCACAGUGUGCUCUCGCUGCAUGACUGAGCCCCGGUAUCCUCUGCAUCCUUCUAUCACUUUGCUGUCCCAUGUGUCCUACAGAGAGCAUUGGUGCCAGAGCAUGAUACCUGCAUCACACUUGUAUUCCCCUUGUAUUGCCUUGAUUCUCUGUGAAUGGCUGAUUUCUCUUUAGCAUUAAAUCUCUGUGGUGUUGCAUAAGAA
Messenger RNA from Melopsittacus undulatus (budgerigar), 1188 nucleotides. RefSeq names its product claw keratin-like. The transcript has 2 exons. NCBI's taxonomy places the organism in Eukaryota, Metazoa, Chordata, Aves, Psittaciformes, Psittaculidae. Gene Ontology annotation, cellular component: intermediate filament. Bases 131 to 829 code for a protein of 232 amino acids. The record is from RefSeq and is a predicted model, not a curated record. Gene Ontology annotation, molecular function: structural constituent of cytoskeleton.